AUGGAAGAAACCGAGGACACUACCGCAGCUAUGGCACAGGCCAUGGGCUUUUCAAGCUUCGGGGCUCAACCAAACUCGAACAAGCGACGCAAGUUCAAUCCUCGUGCAGACGCUGUGGUUGCGUCGACGUCUACUUCUAUGCCUCUUCACAUCAGUGAAGCGAAGUCGGGUUCCAAUGCGAUCCCCUUAGGAGUUAGAUCGAAGAAUGAAAACCAAAUCACGCUUGAAGAUGACGAAGGGGUCAACAUUACGGACGGCAAAAUAUAUUCCCCUCUUAAUGACCAGGGUGAUGAUGAGCCGGGGCCUCAGUAUUUGGACACUUCACGCCCGCCUGAUAUAGCCGUGGUUGAUCCAACCGGUGAUGCUAUGUCUAACACCAAAAUUGACGCUACAAUCGAGGGGUAUCCGGGAUAUAUUGUAGGGGCCGAGUCAUUAACAGCGAGUACCAGCGGAGAUUUUACCAGUCGAGAUAGUGAUGGUCGUGGCAGUUAUCAAGCCAAGCAGAGUCGGGGGCACGAGCUAGGGAAGAAAUGGUGGGAUGAUUACUAUGAUCCGAGUUCGAACACCAAUCCUUGGGAACGGCUGGAGUAUACCAAGGGCAUGGGACCGAGGGGAAGUUGGAUGUCCUGGGAGGCAGCUAAACGAUGA
This is a messenger RNA of Daldinia childiae, 648 nucleotides long. RefSeq lists its product as uncharacterized. The transcript has a single exon. Lineage: Eukaryota; Fungi; Ascomycota; Sordariomycetes; Xylariales; Hypoxylaceae. The coding region runs from base 1 to 648 and encodes 215 amino acids. The record is from RefSeq and is a predicted model, not a curated record.